AUGGCAGGAAAUUACUAUUUAGCCCCUGAGUAUGAAGACCAUUCAUUACCCAUUGUUGAUUUCUAUCAACAGUCUUCAUCUCUGAGCUACAAUAACUCGAGCACUUCAGAUGAAGCGGAGGAUAACCAGAUGAAUAUCAUCAACGAGAGGAAGCAAAGAAGGAUGAUAUCGAACAGGGAAUCAGCUCGAAGGUCGAGGAUGAGGAAACAGAAGCAACUGGACGAGCUGUGUAACCAGGUCAUGCGGCUCAGGAAUGAGAACCACGGGCUUAUGGACAAGUUGAACCGAUUCUCAGAGACCCAUGAACAAGUUAUUCAAGAAAAUAAUAGGCUAAAGAAAGAAACAACGGAACUAAGGCAGUUGCUUAGUGAAGCGCAACUUGCUAGAACUUACACUACUCUGAAAGAUCUUGAUGAUGAUCAAGAGGUGGUGCUUGUUCCUUCUUGCACCACUGCUCAUCUCAGGGCUCAAUCAUCUAAAAAUUCCACAACUAAAAACUCCUCCAAUCUGCUUCAUUGA
Molecule: messenger RNA, 519 nt
Organism: Lactuca saligna
Lineage: Eukaryota; Viridiplantae; Streptophyta; Magnoliopsida; Asterales; Asteraceae
Source: the annotation of a GenBank genome assembly